AUGGGAGGUGAAUUUGUUGAAAACGGGAUAGAAUUCGCCAAUGGGAAAGUCCCUAGCCAUCACAUGACCCAAUUAACGGUGUUCUGGGAUAACCGGAUUCGAAAAAUCAAAGGCUACGUCCCAAUUGCGAUGUUCAACAAAGCUUGGUUAGAAGCCAACCAAGACAUUGAAGGGAAGAAAACAUUGAAGAAGAAAAACAAGGAUGAAGAUGAUGAUUCAGAAGAUGAGAAGUAUGAAGGACUUACCUAUCCAUCCAAACUGCGGCUGACGUAUGGAGACUGGGUCAUGUGUUUCAACCUAUUCUUGGACUACUUAGAGAAAUGGUCCCGAUUUGAGAAGUUGGUGAGGAAGUUUGAAGAGCACAAGAGGAAUGUAGAGAAGGUGAAAAGUGAGAACAAUGACAAGUGGAUGGUAGCGUUAAGGUAUGAUAUCAUGAUUAGGAGACAAUUCUGGACGACUAGAGUCAAAGGAGGGAAAGUCGGUGACCCAUUGGUUUGA
Molecule: messenger RNA, 498 nt
Organism: Melampsora larici-populina 98AG31
Lineage: Eukaryota; Fungi; Basidiomycota; Pucciniomycetes; Pucciniales; Melampsoraceae
Exons: 1
Coding region: 1-498 (165 amino acids)
Source: RefSeq, a predicted model, not a curated record